AGAGGUCAGGUGCAAGCAAUGCACUUUGCUUGGCUCCUCCCUCCUCACCCUCAUUUAAAGUUUAGCAGCUGAGGGAGCAGCAUCUCUUUAGAGAUCUUGCUCUUCUCGAGAUGUCAUUGGUCUUCGGACAGGGUGAGCUGACUUCUUCUGUACUGCUUUCUAAACUAAAUCUUAAUGAGUGCCUUUAUAAGCUUGCUCUUGUCCUAGUAGAAGGCAUUAUAUCAUCUUCCAUUGCUGCACGGGGGGCUAAUUCGUAAUAUUGGUUUAACUACUUUUAAGGUGACUUUCAUUUCUCAGAAGUGAGAGCUGGAAAAUUACAUGUGUCUUCAGAGCAAAAAGCGUGAGUGGGAAUGUUUUAUGUCAGCGUGUUCAGAAUAAAUGCAACACUCAGUCUUCAGCCUCACUAUCAAGGGGACAGCUGCUUCUGACAGCUGCUUUUCACUUCUUCAGAAUAGUUUUGUCACUUAAGGAAAAUAGACCAUUGAUUUUUUUUUUUUUUUUUUAGUUUUUGCAGGCUAUGGUAGAAAUUGGUUAAAAUUUGAGAGUUCUGUUCAACAUUUUGGUUUUGUUGUACUGUGAUGGCUGGUGGUAGAAGUCAUUGUCCAGAAAGCACAGACAAACUUACGGUUUUGUUUUGGUUGGUUUUGAUUUUCCAGUAGUCUGAUCUUUAGCAGUGAUUUUAAUAAAUAGUUUAGGAAGAGCUUUCUGGCUCAUUCCAAAGACAUUGCUGAUAAGCUUGACAGACUAUUUUUAGGCAGGCUUUACAAAAUGCAUGUCCUAUUUCUGUGGUUCUGGUUUUUUUUUCCCCCUUCUUUGUUUAAACCAUUUAAGGAUUUUGUUGGACACAAAAUACAUUAAAUGCAGUGAAGUAAUCCAAUUUAGUAUUGGGAAAAAUCACUUCAAAAGCUGAAAUGUUUUGUUUGGAUGGUGUAAGAUGGAAGAAGAUCUAGAAAGAUAUUUUUAGAUAUUUAGAGAAUAACGAAACCUAAACUCUAUUUUUGGUGAAACUCGCUGGAUUUUCCAUGGUGUUGUAGGAGAAUUGCAAUCAGGCUCUGGAAAAUUUGUAUUUCAGAAAUGAUAUUGUGGUGUUCGUGCUUUUCACGUUGCACCAUUCCUCAGUUCUUCAUUGCUGUGUCUGAGUCCUCCAGUGACCAUUUCAAGGAGGAAGUAAGUAUGACUUCUUUCAGAUGUAGUUCAGACAAACAGCUGGUCUUAAGAUGUGGUACUACAAGGAAGAAUGUUCAGAUGAGCACAGCAGCUGCCUUGUGAGUGUUGAGGCUUCUUUGUUUCCAAAGUAAAUCAAUUGGAAAAUGGGGAAGUAGAUUGAAGUCUGUAGCUUUUCCUCUAUUGCUGCAGCUUGGUGUAUUCCCUGCCUGUGCUGUGUGAGCUGCAGCGCAUGUGUUUUUCCCAGUUGUGCUGUGAGGUGAUUGAGGUCUGAUUUAAGAUUGUUGUUUUUGCCAAAUGCUUUGCAUCCAGGAAAGCUCGAUUGAUUUUCAUAAAAUACUGUGCAGAAAAGCAGUUUUAUGGAGCAGUUUCGGAUGCAAACAAAUUCAUCUUCUACACUCACGUUACAUUGCAAGAUGAUGCCCUUCCACAGCUGUGUUAAUUCUGUAUUUCUAUACAUGCAUUUUCCAUUCUUUUUAGUGAAUUCACAAGUUUAAUUUCACUUGCAAGUGAAAAUUUUUGUGCACCUGUAAAGAAUAAAAGUGAGUGUAUUUUGUCAUGAGCUUUAUCUUACGCAGUUAGCACUGAUUAACAGCUGUUUGGGGAGCUGCAGCAUUGCUCUUGUUCAUUUUUAAGGACUGGUUUUAAGAUCAGCUUCUUUGAAGCAACUGAAGGCAACUGUGGUGUGAACAGCUUACAGUGUGUAUAACAGCUUAGUUUUUUCCUUUUAGGUGCAUGCAUCUAUUUUAAUUAAUAUUGUACUUUUCCUCAUAUGCUAUGAAAAUAUAUUGGGAGGUUAGAUGAAUGCUACGUGUCCUCUCAGACAUAACAAGUACCUCUUAAGUCAGCUUAUGGUACCAUUCAGUGUCAUGUCUGUGAACUCUCAGCUGAGUUUGGCUACGUGAAUAAAUGAGAGAUGGCCGCUGUCUUUGCUUAACCUGUGUAUUCUGCUCUGUUUCUGUGUCCGCCUGUGUAAAAGAAAUCUUACCUCUACAAGUAGCAGCACUUCCAUUCUAGAUUUCAAACUUAAAUUGCUGAGUUGAAAGGCUUUUUUUUUUUUUACUGAGUUAUAUUUGCAUCCAUGUUUACUGUUGUGGUAGGGCAUUGCUACAGACUGUCAUGAGGAGGUUGCUGCCGUGAGAGUUUAUGGUCCAGGGGGACAAUUAUGUAUGUUAGUGUGUGACUGUAACAAUAAGGGACUUAAGGAUUUGAAAGGAUAUCAUUUUCUUCCCUGUUGUUGGGGUCUGCCUUAAUUUUUCAUUCUGAAACAAAUUUUGCUUGAGGUAAGCUUGAGACUGUGUAUGAGUAGAGGAAAGCUUAACGUUCUUAAGUAAUACAGUUGCUCCAGAACGGGUUUGGGGAAGGAUUCUGUUGCAUAAGUGCAACCUGAGGUUUCCCUCUUGCCGGCGGCUCCUCUUGUUGCAGUGGAAUGUCACCCUGAUCCCUUCCCAUUGGCCAGGGGUGUUUGUCCAGAUGUUAGGCUGUUCCAUAAAAGAUAGAGAUCCCUGGGCACGGUGCGCAUUUGGGAAGUGCCGCAGCAAAGAAAAAUGACACAACGUGUUUAUUUGAUUAUCUUAUUUUUGUGUCUUGGAUUAAUGAAUCCAUUUGCAACUGGAAUUUUUAUGGACAAGCUUGCCAGCAAGAAGCUGUGUGCUGAUGACGACUGUCUCUACACCAUUUCCCUUGUCAGAGCAGAAGAGGAUUAUAAAGCUCCAGACUGCAGAUUCAUUAAUAUUAAAAAAGGGCAGUUGAUUUAUGUUUACUCAAAACUAGUGAAAGAAAAAGAAUCUGGAGAAUUCUGGGCUGGAAGUGUUUAUGGAGAAGAGUAUGAAGACCAUAUGGGGACAGUUGGCUACUUCCCUCGCAGUUUAGUCUCAGAACAACAUGUCUAUCAAGAAGCAAAUAAGACCGUUCCUACAACGGACAUUGAUUUCUUCUGUGAGUAGUGCUGAAGAUGGCUGGGCAAUCUCUAGGGUGCUAUCAAGAAAUGCUGACAAAGAAACUUGGAACCCUCCACCGAACACUAGCUUUUUUUUUUUUUUAAUACCUAAUUGUAAAAUAAGUCAUCUUUCAAGUGCAGAAGUUGAUUUAAAGGCAGUAAUUUGGGGUGAGGAAAGUAGUCUUAUACGGGAUUUAUUCGUUAGAAAUUAUUUACCUGCAUAUACCUGUGAAUGCCUCUAUAAGCCUUUGCAUUACUUUGAGUAGUGCAGAUUACAUGUAGAAUUAAAUGUGCCAUCUUGAUCUGCGUUUUCCUUCCAUAACCUUAUCUAAAUAUUAAAUAAACAUUG
Tympanuchus pallidicinctus (lesser prairie-chicken) is the source of this 3452-nucleotide messenger RNA. RefSeq names its product otoraplin (gene OTOR). Lineage: Eukaryota; Metazoa; Chordata; Aves; Galliformes; Phasianidae. The transcript has 4 exons. Gene Ontology annotation, molecular function: protein binding. The coding region runs from base 2712 to 3110 and encodes 132 amino acids. The record is from RefSeq and is a predicted model, not a curated record. Gene Ontology annotation, biological process: cartilage condensation.